This is a messenger RNA of Python bivittatus (Burmese python), 937 nucleotides long. NCBI's taxonomy places the organism in Eukaryota, Metazoa, Chordata, Lepidosauria, Squamata, Pythonidae. The record is from RefSeq and is a predicted model, not a curated record.
AUGGGGCUGAAGAAGGCAUUGUGUGGACCUGUGGCCCUCCAGAUGUUAGAAAACCAUAACACCAUCCCUAUUGGCCACAAGUUGAGAUUCUACCACAUGAAGGCGGCACAGGAUCCCGACCUCUGCAUCAAGACUGCAUCGUUGCUAUAUCCUUAUGGGAAAGACCAAGGUGACUCAGAAAACCCCAAAGAUGACGAUGGGAAUUCGCCAGAGAUCUCCAUCCAAACACCAUUCUCCUUCUAUGGCAAGAAAUACUACUCCGUUUUUGUCAACAACAAUGGGGUUGUCUCCUUUGGAAAGAAUGUCUCACAAUAUACACCUGAUCCUUUCCCUCUGGAUGAUGGAGUGCCCUUUGUUGCUCCAUAUUGGGCUGAUGUUGACAAUGUAAUUGCUGGAAACAUCUUCUGGAGACAGACCCAAGACCCAACGCUGCUUAGUCGGUUCACUGCAGAUAUCAGUCGGUACUUCCCUGAUAUUUCCUUCACGCCCAUCUGGAUGUUUUUAGCUACCUGGGAAGGGGUGGCCUACUUUGGAUCUGCUUCAGAUAAGGCCAACACCUUCCAGGCUGUCUUGGCCACCGAUGAAAAAAAAUCCUUCAUCAUGCUGAACUAUGCUGAUAUACAGUGGACCACCGGAAUAGCAAGCGAUGGAGAUCCCAUGACAGGACUUGGAGGAAUCCCCGCUCAGGCUGGCUUUGACAGCGGGGACAAAAAAAAUUACUACAACAUCCCCGGUUCCCGAACUCCUGAGAUUCUCAAUAUUGGGAACACUACCAAUGUGGGUGAACCAGGUUGUUGGGUGUUCCAAGUGGAUCAGUUAAUUAUUGUUCCCACGGCGAAAAGUGAUUGCUUGGUUAAAUAAGUGAAACCGCUUCCAAUGCAGACAGUCUGCUGCUAUAAGCCAGCAGACGGGAGACGAGUGGGACUACAUCCGCGGU